This is a messenger RNA of Lolium perenne, 567 nucleotides long. The record is from RefSeq and is a predicted model, not a curated record. Lineage: Eukaryota; Viridiplantae; Streptophyta; Magnoliopsida; Poales; Poaceae.
AUGGCCUCCCGUGGAGGUGCUGCCAGCCCAGCCGCCGGAUUGGGCGGCGGGGAGUUGCCGCCGCGUCCGCCCGUAUUCCGCACCGAGGAGGAGCGGCGGAAAUGGGUCCGCUCGGAGGGCGCGCGCAAGCGCAGCUCCCGCCGGUGGACCAACAGGGGGCUCACGCCCCCGGGGAAGCUCGCCAAGUACGCGUUAGGAGGCGAGGGGUCCUCCACCGGCGGUUCACGACGCCUCCGUUGGUCCGGGUCGGAGGAGGAAGAGGACGAGUCGGAGGAGGAAGAGUCGGAGGAGGAGGAGGAGGAGGAGGAGGAGGAGGAGCAGGCGGAGCUGGCUGUCGUCGCGCAUACGGCGGCGACGGUCGUGUCCGCCGAGGACUACGUCCACGAUGACGAGGAGGAGGACGCGGUUGUCGCUCAGGUGGCGGCCGUGUCCGCCGCGGAGGCCUGUCGACGCUGGCGCCGCGACGAGGCCGACGCCGUCCGGCAGGUCCAGGAAUACGAGGCGGCGCGCCGUGAAGAACGCGCCCGCCGCUUCCAGCAGGAGAUCGUCGAGCUCGACGACGACUAG